AUGUCAGAUACACUUGCUGAGAUAGGCCAAAGACUUGAACGGUUGAAGAGCAACACUUUUGAGAAUUCUAUAUCAGCUAGUGCCCAGACUAGCAGUGUAGAAGAGGACAAUAGUUCUUCUAGCCCAACGAGUGUAGAUUCUUUCGAUAACUCUAAUUCUGACAGAGAAGAAGAGAUGGCUGGCAAUAACGAUGACAACCGAGCUUUGGAAGAUUAUGCUCAACCGGUUAUACCAAAUUCCCCUUCGUGCAUCUUGCUGCCUACUGAAGCUAGAAAUUAUGAUCUCAAAUCUUCACAUUUUCACAUGCUUCCUUCUUUUUAUGGUUUACCUAACGAAGAUCCAUUAGCCCAUAUUAAGGAAUUCUACAAUGUUGUGAGUGGUUUACCUUUGCAGGGAGUGACUGAAGCAAAUCUGAGGAUGAGGGUUUUUCCUUAUACAUUGAAAGAUAGAGCAAAGGGUUGGCUAAUGACUUUAGCACCUGGUUCGCUCACCACUUGGGAUGCCGUAGCUAAGAAAUUUUUGGAGAAGUUCUUCUCUACUCAAAAGACAGCUACUUUGAGAGGGCAAAUCUUUAACUUUAAACAAGAUGAUGGAGAACCUUUCAAUGAAUGUUGGGAGCGUUUCAAAGGGCUGUUGCUGCAAUGUCCACAUCAUGGGUUACCUCUUUACUUACAAAUGCAAAUUUUUUAUGAUGGACUAACCCAAACAUGUCAAUCGACUGUUGAUAAUGCAGCAGGUGGAGCUUUGAAGAAAAAAAAUGCUCAAGAGUCAUAUAACAUUUAUGAGAUGUUGGGAUCUAAUGCUCAACACAAAGAUACAAGAGGUAAACGAGUUGGAGUGUAUGAAAUGAGUUCUAAUAAUGAUCUUGCCUUGCAGGUGGCUAGUUUGGAAAAGAAGCUCGAUUCUAUGCUCAAUAUGGUGCCUAAGAUAGCUGAGGUGUGUGCCAUUUGCAACAUACCAGGUCAUCCUACUUAUCAAUGCUCGGCUAGUGAGGCUUAUCCCGAAUUCGUUCAAGAGCAAGUGAAUCUCAUGAAUUCUUACAAUCAGAGGCCGAGGAAUGACCCGUUCUCUAAUACAUAUAACCCUGGUUGGAGAGAUCAUCCCAAUCUCUCAUGGAAGAAUAACAAUCAAUUUCAAAAUUUCCAACCAAAGCCUGCCACUACGCUUGAAGAUACGGUCAAAAUGCUAGCUCAAAACACCGUUCAAUUCCAGCAAACUACCAAUAGUACUCUCCAACAACAUUCAGCUGCUCUAACCAAAAUGGAGACACAAUUAGGUCAGAUUGCUGAUGCUUUGAGUCAAAGAGAACCCGAAAAAUUUCCAAGCCAACCGGUGAUACUUCAAAGGAACCAAGAGCAAGCCAAAGCGGUCAUAACACUUAGAAGUGGUAAGGUUAUUAAUAAUGGAGUUGGCAAUGAAGUUACUAAUGAAUCUGAUCAUGUGAAUGCAGGCCCCACUCAAGAAGAGAAUGAGAAACCGAAUGACGAUCCAAGCAAUGCCACUUCUUCGUUUGAAGCUCCAAAUUUUCACAAGGCUGAAAAACCUUACUCUCCACCCAUCCCAUUUCCUGGAAGACUUGCCAAAAGCAAGCAGGAUAAGUCAUUUAAAGAAAUUUUUGAUAUUUUAAGUAAAGUGAAUGUUAAUUUACCUUUGCUUGAUGUCAUUAGGAAUAUGCCAGCGUAUGGGAAAUUUUUCAAGGAGCUAAACACUUAUAAGAGGAAGUAUGGACCUAAUGAGAAGGUGAUGGUGUCUGAAAAUGUGAGUGUUGUGCUUCAAAGAAAGCUCCCACCAAAACUCAAGGAUCCGGGCAGUUUUUCUAUCAAUAUCACCAUUGGAGACAAGCUAGUUGAAAAGGCUAUGCUUGACUUGGGGGCUAGCAUCAAUUUAAUGCCCUAUUCAGUGUAUCUUCAAUUAGGUUUGGGGGGUUUGAAGGCAACAACUAUUUCAUUGCAACUUGCUGAUCGAUCAGUGAAAUAUCCAAGAGGUAUAGUGGAAGAUAUCUUAGUUCAAGUUGACAAACUAAUUUUGCCUGCUGAUUUUGUAGUGUUGGACAUGGAAGAGGCUCCUCUACAUGAUCGUGAGUUACCUAUUUUGCUUGGGAGACCCUUUAUGGCCACGGCAAAGACGAUCAUAGAUGUGCAAAAUGGUCUCCUCACCAUGACUGUGCUAGGAGAAACUGUACAAUUCAAAGUGUUUGAAUCUCUUUCUCACCCUUCUAGUUCAAUUGAUUGUUGUUCGAUUGAUGUGCUUGAUUCACUUGUUUUCUCUAAGUUUUUGCUGGCACAAUCCAAUGAUCCAUUACAAUAUGUUUUGAGUCAAUCUCAAAAUGACUUUGAUGAAGAAGUGCUCAUGGAGAUGGUGGCUGCCUUGGAAGCAUUAAAACCAUAUCCCUCCACCUUUUCGCCUCUUAUAGAGCCAUUAGAACCAUCUGCCACACAUCUGAUCCCUUCUAUUGUUAAACCUCCAAAACUUGACCUUAAACCACUUCCAUCACAUCUAAAAUAUGCUUACCUAGCUGAGUUUGAAACUCUCCCAGUUAUAAUAGCAUCUGACCUCACCCCUUUGGAAGAAGAUAAGCUAAUUAGGGUGCUAAAAGAGUUCAAAUCAGCCAUUGGUUGGUCUAUUGCAGAUAUCAAGGGAAUAAGCCCUACCAUGUGUAUGCAUCGAAUUUUAUUGGAGGAGGGAGCAAAACCAACUCGUGAACCACAAAGAAGGCUCAAUCCACACAUGAAGGAAGUAGUGAGAGCUGAAGUGCUGAAGUUGCUAGAUGUGGGUAUCAUAUACCCGAUUUCUGAUAGCAAAUGGGUCAGCGUUGUUCACGUAGUGCCUAAGAGGAUUGGAAUCACAGUGGUAAAAAAUGAGCAUAAAGAGCUUGUUCAAACGAGACCUGCAGCUAGUUGGCGUGGUAUUGAAGUUGACAAAGCAAAAAUUGACAUCAUCUCAAAUAUGGCAGCCCCUGCUUCAGUGAAGGGAGUGAGAAGCUUUCUAGGACAUGCUGGUUUUUAUCGUCGUUUCAUUAAGGAUUUUUCCAAGAUCACUCAUCCAUUGUGCAAUCUUUUGGCCAAAGAUGUUGUAUUUCACUUUGAUAAAGAUUGUAUGAAUGCAUUUAAUACCUUGAAACGUGAACUAACCUCUGCUCCUAUCAUUAUGGCACCAGAUUGGUCUUUGCCUUUUGAGCUAAUGUGUGAUGCCUCUGACUAUGCUAUUGGUGCUGUUUUAGGUCAAAGAGUAAAUAAGCUGCCACACGUAAUCUACUAUGCAAGUCGGACGUUAAACGAUGCUCAACUCAAUUACUCUACAACUGAGAAGGAGUUGCUUGCUGUUGUUUUUGCUUUAGAGAAAUUUCGUUCAUAUCUUGUUGGCUCUAAAGUUAUUGUUUACUCUGAUCAUGCAGCUCUUAGGUUUUUGUUGACCAAGAAAGAUGCUAAACCACGUUUGAUCAGAUGGAUACUCUUGUUACAAGAGUUUGACCUAGAAAUUCGAGACAAGAAAGGGAGUGAAAAUGUUGUUGCUGAUCACUUGUCGCGCCUUGUUGAUGAAAACCAUGGAGAUGGACAAAUUUUGCCUCUCAACGAAUCAUUCCCGGAUGAACAACUCUUUGUCAUUCAAGAUAAAGAGCCAUGGUAUGCUGAUUUUGUCAAUUAUCUUGCUUCUGGUGUAAUUAGAGAUGAUUUGACUUUUCAGGAGAGAAAGAAGUUCUUUUCAAUGGUGAAACACUACAUGUGGGAUGAGCCCUAUUUGUUCAAGUAUUGCCCUGAUCAAAUCAUUCAAAGAUGUGUUCCAGAGAGUGAGCAGCAAAGCAUACUAACAUUCAGUCAUGCAUUGGCAUGCGGAGGUCAUUUCAGUGCUAAAAAGACAGCUUUAAAGGUUUUACAAUCUGGUUUCUUUUGGCCUACAUUGUUUAAAGAUGCUUUUGAUUUUUGCUCUAAGUGUGAUAGGUGUCAGAAAAUGGGGAGCAUCAGUCGCAGGAAUGAAAUGCCAUUAAACAACAUUUUAGUGGUAGAGCUGUUUGAUGUGUGGGGAAUUGACUUCAUGGGACCAUUCCCAUCUUCUUUUGGAUACAUAUACAUACUAGUGGCAGUAGAUUAUGUAUCAAAAUGGGUUGAGGCAACAGCUACACGAACUAAUGAUCACAAAGUUGUUUUGAAUUUUCUCAAAGAUAUGAUUUUCACUAGGUUUGGAACUCCGAGAGCUAUCAUUAGCGAUGGUGGCAGUCACUUCUGCAACAAACCUUUCGAGGCAUUGAUGAAGAAGUACAACAUCACACAUAAAGUGGCAACUCCAUACCAUCCUCAAACCUCUGGACAAGUGGAAAUCAGCAAUAGAGAAAUAAAGAACAUCUUGAUGAAAACCGUCAGCCCUACAAGGAAGGAUUGGUCACUAAGGUUGAAUGAUGCACUUUGGGCGUAUCGAACAGCGUACAAGACCCCAAUUGGAAUGAGCCCUUAUCGACUGGUGUUUGGAAAGGCAUGUCAUCUGCCAAUGGAGCUCGAGCACCGUGCAUAUUGGGCCAUAAAGAAGUUCAAUUUUGAUCUCAAAGAAGCUGGUACAGUGAGGAAGCUCCAACUCAAUGAGUUGGAAGAGCUCAGAAAUGAAUCAUAUGAGAAUGCAAGGAUCUACAAAGAACGAACCAAGCUCUACCAUGACAAAGCAAUUCUUAGGAAGGAGUUUCAACCAGGUAUGAAAGUACUUUUGUAUGACUCACGUUUGCAACUGUUUCCAGGUAAAUUGAAGUCUAGAUGGGUUGGACCAUUCAAAGUGCUUCAAGUAUUUCCCCAUGGAGCUAUGGAGAUAGAAAACAUCAAGAAUGGCACCCGUUUUAAGGUCAAUGGACAGCGUUUGAAGCCUUAUUUGGAGAAUGUUUCACAGGAGCAGGUUUAUGUUGUUAUAGAUUCUCUCGAGUUUAUGGCAACUUAG
This is a messenger RNA of Prunus dulcis (almond), 4917 nucleotides long. RefSeq lists its product as uncharacterized. Gene Ontology annotation, biological process: DNA integration. The transcript has 2 exons. Bases 1 to 4917 code for a protein of 1638 amino acids. The record is from RefSeq and is a predicted model, not a curated record. NCBI's taxonomy places the organism in Eukaryota, Viridiplantae, Streptophyta, Magnoliopsida, Rosales, Rosaceae. Gene Ontology annotation, molecular function: nucleic acid binding.